AUGGGAAGGACAAGCCAGGCUGUGCUAGUAAUUCUGUGUGUGUUAAGGACUGUUAAAGCUUUUGAAAUGAAAAUUAUACCUGCUGAGAGAAUCAUGGCACAGAUUGGAGACACACUCAUACUCACAUGCAAUACUACUGGCUGUGCAUCACCAAGUUUUUCCUGGAGAACACAGAUGGACAGCCCCCUCGGAGGAAAAGUCAGCAGCUACAGGACACAUUCUACACUGACUAUGAAUCCAGUUAGCAUUGUGAAUUCUCAUUCUUAUCUUUGUACUGUCAUGUGUGAUGACAGAGAGAAAAAGGAGAAGAGUGUCAAAGUUGAACUUUACUCUUUCCCCAGUGAUCCUGUCAUUGAGAUCAGCCCAUCCUUAGUUGCUGGAGAACCAGCCACUGUCACCUGUAAAAUUCCUGAUGUGUAUCCUUCUGACCACCUGGAAGUUGUCCUAAAGAAAGGUGAACAUGUUCUUCGUAAGGAAGGUUUUCUUGAAGGUGACAGCACAAAUACAGAGACCAAAACUGUGACACACACAUUUCUUCCCACGACUGAGGAUAUUGGGAAAGAGAUUACCUGUGUGGCCAGGUUGCCAAUUGCUAAUACAGAUUUUGAACCCAAAGAAAGAACAUCUUCUCAGAAACUUAAUGCAAAUUUUGGUCCACACAGUACUGUCAUUACUGCAUCUCCACGCAAAUUGCUGAUGGAAGGAGACUCUCUGAACCUCACUUGUGUGACUCAGAGUAACCCACCAGCAAAAAUAGUUUGGAGCAAAUAUUUGGCUGAAGAAAGCAUUCAGCAUCUGAUAAAAAACAAUGUUUUUUCUAUUCCCCAUGUCCAUUUCAAUGAUUCUGGACGGUACAUCUGUGAAGUAAUUAACCUGGUGACUAAUAAAACAGAGAAAGCAACUGUGGACAUUACUGUACAAGGUGCUCCAGUCAUUACAAAACUCUCCAUUGAACCUUCUACAACAGUUCAAGAAGGAGAAAAUGUUUCCAUACAGUGUUCUGCUGAAAGUAAUCCUUCUCCCAAGAUUAUUUUAAGGAAAAAAUCUGACAAUGCAGACAUGAGGCCUUACAGUGCCAGCAGUAUUCUUCUUCCAUCUGUGAUGUUCCAAAAUGGAGGAGACUAUGAAUGUCUAGCAGAAAAUAAGUUUGGGAAGAGCAAAAGGGAAAUCACACUUAAUGUGAAAUAUGGACCAAAGAAUACAAUGAUCACUGUUGUCCCCACUGCUGCUCUUAAAGAAGGAGAAACUGUGACAAUGAAAUGUACUAGUUCUGGUAAUCCAGCUCCUGUGAUCUCCUGGAAGAAAAAGAAGGCCACCGGGGAGUCUGAGAAAAUUUCUAAAAAUGCAACUUUAACUAUACGGAACUUGAAAAGUCAAGAUCUGGGGCUUUAUGAAUGUGAAGCUUAUAAUCAAUUUGGCAAGGAAGAAAAAGCUGUGAAAUUAUAUGUUCAAGUUCCUCUCCAAAAUAUUAUUAUAUUAGUAUAUCAAUCAGAAAAUGUUAUAGUAGAAAAUAUCACUGUUACAUGUAGCACAUAACCCUCAGAGAUGGUCCUGAAAAAGAGAGAAAUUAUUCUGCCAUCAGCGAAUGCAAACUUUAUACUCUGCAGUGUCACCAAAAAUUACGCAAGCAUCUAUGUCCUUCAUAUUUCUGUAAGUGAUGCACAUGUAUCUGUUUCAAACAAUAUUUACACUUUUUUUUCUCCUUUUGUCUCCAUUUUCAGCAAGAUUGGAAGAACCAGAUCAGACUAUACCAUUGAUUGUUGCAUUCUCAUCUGUAGCAGCAGUAGCAAUACCUGCAGCUGCGAUUUUGAUAUAUGUGUCAAGACAAGCAAAGAUCAAUGGAUCCUACAGUCUUGUAAAAGCACUCAGGUUGAAAGUUUGAUCGUGUGAAUAUAAGCCUUUAGUUGAUGAUAAUAAGUGCAUUUAUUUAUUGCUGUGACUGGUUCUACUCUUCUGUAACAUAUGGU
Messenger RNA from Cinclus cinclus, 1967 nucleotides. RefSeq names its product vascular cell adhesion molecule 1 (gene VCAM1). The record is from RefSeq and is a predicted model, not a curated record. Gene Ontology annotation, molecular function: integrin binding. Gene Ontology annotation, biological process: cell-cell adhesion. Lineage: Eukaryota; Metazoa; Chordata; Aves; Passeriformes; Cinclidae. Gene Ontology annotation, cellular component: membrane.